Messenger RNA from Cladophialophora immunda, 300 nucleotides. RefSeq lists its product as uncharacterized. The coding region runs from base 1 to 300 and encodes 99 amino acids. The record is from RefSeq and is a predicted model, not a curated record. The transcript is spliced from 2 exons. Lineage: Eukaryota; Fungi; Ascomycota; Eurotiomycetes; Chaetothyriales; Herpotrichiellaceae.
AUGGCCGUGCACGCUGCCCCCAGGGUCAAGCAAGAGGCAUGGGCGGAUGCCGGGACAGCAAACGGUGCAAUUGACGCUGGUGCUGGCUGGGACGCAACCCAGCUCCUCGUUAACAACCUUGGGAAGCCUUCUGCCUUAUUCGACUUUUUGAACCCUGAUGUGGUCAAGAUCGAUGAGAACACGGACCUGACCAACGAGGAAGCAAGUGCUAAAAUUGCCAAACUCACCGAGGACAUCAUGCCCAGGGUCAAGCGGGAGGCAGGCAUGGCUGGAUGCCAGGAAGACAAACGGCGCAAAUGA